AUGGCGUCCUCAGGUCCGGUUUUGAAGUGGAAAAAAGUAACUACUGCAUCAGGCAAUGUCCCACGUUCUCGUCACGGUCACAAAGCUGUUGCACUGAGAGACCUCAUUGUUAUUUUCGGUGGAGGAAACGAAGGGAUAGUUGAUGAGCUUCAUGUGUUUAAUACAUCUCUUAACCAGUGGUUUCUGCCUGCCGUGCGUGGAGAUAUACCGCCAGGGUGUGCAGCUUUUGGAAUGAUUUCAGAAAACACGCGUGUUUUGCUUUUUGGUGGGAUGCUGGAAUACGGGAAAUAUUCAAACGAACUUUAUGAGCUUCAGGCGUCGAAAUGGGAGUGGAAGCGACUUAAACCCAAGCCCCCCAGAAACGGUCCAUUACCAUGCCCACGCAUAGGCCACAGCUUUACCCUCGUUGGCCAAAGGGCGUUUCUUUUUGGCGGAAUCACAAACGACAGUGAGGAUCCCAAGAAUAACAUUCCAAGGUAUCUUAACGAUUUGUAUACAUUAGAACUGCGUCCUAAUUCCUCGGCUAUGUGUUGGGAUAUCCCAGUUACUUAUGGUCAGCCGCCUUCACCUCGAGAAUCUCAUACAGCUGUAGCUUAUCAAGUUAUGGAUGGCCUCAUCAAAAAAUGGCGUCUGCUUGUGUAUGGCGGUAUGACAGGAUGUCGCCUCGGUGAUCUCUGGCAGCUGGAAAUAGACACAAUGACCUGGAUAAAACCCACGGUUUCGGGUGAUCCCCCUGCUCCUCGCAGUCUGCACAGUUCGACUGUGAUUGGCAAUCGCAUGUUUGUUUUUGGUGGAUGGGUACCUCUCGUAAUUGAUGAUAUGAAAACAACGGCCGAAAAGGAAUGGAAAUGUACAAAUACCCUUGCUAGUCUCAACCUUGAUACAAUGUCAUGGGAGCCCUUCCAGAUGGAAAUUUUUGAUGACAGCCUUGUACCGCGUGCGCGAGCAGGUCACUGUGCCGUCGCCGUCAACACACGUCUCUACGUUUGGUCCGGCCGUGAUGGUUACAGAAAAGCUUGGAACAAUCAAGUUUGCUUUAAAGACUUGUGGUUUCUGGAGACUGAUAAGCCACCCGCUCCAAAUCGGGUUCAGCUAGUCCGCGCUGGUACACAAAGUCUUGACGUUACCUGGGGUUCUGUACCAACUGCAGAUGCUUAUAUAUUACAAAUUCAAAAGUAUGAUGUCUCUACACCAUCGUCAGUGCAAUCCCCGUCGGUGAUUCCUCGAUUAAGUUCACCUAUGGCUCUUGGUGACGCCCCCCAACCCAAAUCUUCUGUCGGUGGCAUGGCGACGCCAAGUGCUCCUUCCCAACAACGUUUGGUAGCUUCCUCCACAGUUCCAGUUGGUGCAACUUCAUUGCAAGCGUUGGCAAAUGUGGCUACAGCUGCGCCCGUACGCACAAUUUCCUCCGUCACCAGCCCACAGACUACGCCGGUCGCCGGAGGAGUCGCUGCCGGUCAUCGUAUUCCCACAGUGGUCACUCCUACAGGUUUAAAAAUUACGCCUGUUCCUGGAAGUGCAGUCACUGGACGCGCUGCAAUUCUCGUCGCUGCACAAUCUCAGCAACAAAUUACUCAGCCGUCCGGAUUAAUACGAGCCACUAGUGUAGUUACUACCGCCGCAAAACCACAAAUAAUCACUGGAAGUAGUGCCAAGCAAAUCGUCACGACCAACACCAGUGCUACAGGAGGCCUUACUGUCGGUUCAGUAACUUCCGCGACAACUCCAAGCGGUCCUAGCGCUGCCAGUUCUGUCGUCCACCUUGUUAAGACUCCCACAGGCCUAAUACGUCCCAUUAAAUUUCUCUCUCCGUCCAACACUUUGGGCCAGCAGCAGCAACUUAAUGUUUCCGCGAAAACCAUUUCCGUCCACACCUCCCAAGGCAAUAAUCCAAAAGUGAUUAAAGCAUUCCCUGCCAGCGUCCUCCAAAAACCAGGACCUGGAAAACCGAUUUUUAUCACUAGUGGGACACCAGCACGUCCGAUUACCCCUGCAGCUGAGCAUACUGCGAAUGUCAAUAUUCAAGGCGUCACUACUGCACCCAGGCAGCAACAAGUCGUCAUCGUUGGGACUACUGACGUCUUUUCACCACCUAUAUACUUGGUUUAUCGCACAGGUAACGUUGCAAGCCCCGGUCAAGCAAGCAUAGUUUGGGCGACCCCGGCUAAACCCGUGACCACCAUAGCCAAUGUUACGGGUGGUAGUGGUAACCAGGACGGUGGACAAAGUGACAUAACUAAGUUCACCGGUUCUCACCUACCACAACUUGACGGAGCAGAAGAUGAAGAAGAGAAAGAACUUAGUGGUACAACAAGUAAGGCGGAUGAAGAGCUUCAAUGUCGAGAAGUGGCCAAUCCCCACGGUGGUUCUGGAAUUGGAGAAGCUCUGAGUCCUGCCACUGAGCAAAGUAACUUGCACAGUGGAACUGAUGUUGGUACUUUGGUGGAUAACAUGGCAGCUGAAACUGCUGCUGAACUCCUAGCCACUGUGGAGGAAAACAGAACCGAGGCGUCUGCUAUUAAUGACGAGCACUCAACUACACCUGACGGCGAUGGUGAGAAAUAUUCGGCCACCAUGACCUCUGAAGAUGCUGCUGAUGAGCUCAAUGCGGCCUCAACAUCUUGUUUCCAAGGAAUAGGCGUCAACAAAACAGAGCUGUCUGCUCCCUUAAAGACUGGUGACCCACUGGCGACUCUUGCCUCUGUUGCGACCAGACGAGGGAACGACACCGAAAGCGACGAGAGUCAGACUGCGGUGGAUUCCUUGCUCGAAAACUCCAAAAAACUCCAGCAACAGUCGAUGCGCUCAGCCGGCAUGACCGCUGCAGUUCCGCCGUCUCAGUCAAAGGUAACUUUUCUGCCACGAUUGUCGACGCCCGUGAUGGGACCAACUGCAUCCACUGGGGGACCACAGUUGAUACAAACGAACCCUCCCUCUAACGUGGCGAUGACUACCAGAAGCGACUGUUCGUGGCAUGACGUUGGAGUCAUUAAACUACCAAAAUUUUCCGUCACUAUGUAUUCUGCGCACACAAAUGACGCUGGCAUCAGCGUUGAGGCUAUUGAUGCUCUACAAGGCCCCAACGGAAUCGGUCCAAACGGUAUUCCUCCACAGGGCCCUAAAAUCUCUCUCGCCCCCGGCACAGCCUACAAAUUUCGUGUUGCUGGCCUGAAUGCCUGUGGCCGUGGCCCGUGGUCUGAAAUCUCUGCUUUCAAAACCUGUCUACCAGGCUUUCCUGGUGCUCCUAGUGCCAUCAAAAUCACCACCAAUGAACAGGGCGCGCAACUCACUUGGGAGCCCCCUCAAAAUACGGCUGGCCGCAUCAUCGAGUACUCCGUCUAUUUGGCCGUUAGAGCGCAGCCCGGUAGCGGAAAGGAACUGCCAGAGACAAAGGCAAGUAUGGCAUUUGUGCGAGUAUACGCGGGUCCUUCUCCAAGCGCCUUGGUCGGACACUCGGUUCUCUCCAAGGCUCACUUGGACGUGAGUUCUAAGCCUGCGGUCAUUUUCCGCAUUGCCGCUUGCAAUGAAAAGGGUUACGGACCGGCCACGCAGGUCCGUUGGCUUCAGGAAUCGCACACGCCUGGACAAGGAGCAUCGGUCGGAGCCCCGUUGCCCGAUGCUCCCUGUGGGGGCACCUCCCCACCAUCGGCGAGCUUGAAGAAAACGCCCUCCGCCGAGGCCCUUCACCUUGCUGAAUCCGCUGACGGGUAG
This is a messenger RNA of Mesocestoides corti, 3711 nucleotides long. The record is from the annotation of a GenBank genome assembly. Lineage: Eukaryota; Metazoa; Platyhelminthes; Cestoda; Cyclophyllidea; Mesocestoididae.